Molecule: messenger RNA, 3195 nt
Organism: Mesoplodon densirostris (Blainville's beaked whale)
Lineage: Eukaryota; Metazoa; Chordata; Mammalia; Artiodactyla; Ziphiidae
Gene: FAM184B
Product: family with sequence similarity 184 member B
Exons: 18
Coding region: 1-3189 (1062 amino acids)
Source: RefSeq, a predicted model, not a curated record
AUGGCUUCUGCCCUCAACAGCAACAUUCACGCUCCCGGGACUUGCCCGGGCUCCAAAGCCGAUGCCGGAGGUGGCGCCGGCUGGAGAAUGGACUGUGAUCCCGAGAUGCACGUGAAAAUGUGCAAGAAGAUCGCCCAGCUCACCAAGGUGAUCUAUACCCUCAACACCCGCCAGGAGGAGGCCGAGGCGGGCGUGGAGGCGCUGCGUCAGGCCCACCAGGAGGAGCUGCGGAAGGCGGUGGCCGAGACGGAGGCCAGGCUCCUGCAGGCGCAGGGCCGCGCGGGCGAGGAGGCCCUGAGGCAGCGCGUCCAGGCCCUGGAGAGCGCCCUGGAGCUGCAGAAGCGGCUGACGCAGGAGGCGCUGGCCCGGUCGGCCGCGUGCAGGCUGGAGACCCAGGAGAGGGAACUGAGGGUGGAGGCCGAGCACGCCGAGCGGGUGCUCACCCUCUCCAAGGAGAUGCUGGAGCUCAAGGCCGACUACGAGAAGAGGCUCCGGCACCUGAGCGGCCACGAGGCGCCCCGGUGGGGCCGGCUCGCCCAGGAGGGUCCCGAGCCCCAGGCCGAGCCGGGCUGCGGCCCCGAAAUGCGGGAGGUCCUGCUGGAAGUGGAGCGGCUGCGAGCGGAGAACCAGCAGCUGAGCAAGGACUAUGCUCGGAAGGCUGAGGAGCUGCAGGCCACGUACGAGCGGGAGAAUGAGGCCGUCCGGCAGGCCAUGCAGCAGUCGGUGAGCGAAGCCCUGUGGCAGUGGCAGGAGAAGGAGACCGACCUCCGGAAGAACUUCCAGGCGCAGGAGGCGGCCCUGCAGGCCCAGGUCCGGAAGCUAGAAGGGGAUCUGGAGCACAGAGGCCGCAAGAUAAGUGACCUGAAGAAGUACGCCCAGAAGCUGAAGGACCGCAUUCAGGACCUGGAUGUGCAGCUCAAGGAGGCUCGACAGGAGAAUUCAGAGUUGAAAAGCACUGCAGAAAAACUUGGGGAGAAGCUGGCUGUUGCCAAAGACAGGCUAAUGUUGCAGGAGUGUCAUGUGACACAGAAAAGCGAUGACAUGAAGACAGAGAGGGUUUCAGAGAAUAAAGUCCUAGGGAAAGAGAAUGAUUUGGAAGUCUGCAGUCUCCAUCCUCAGCAGGAUCAGAACUUUCCCAAGGAGUGUCCGUGCAUGAAAGGAGGCACAGAUACACAGACCAAGAAAGAGGCAUGUAUUGAGACAGAAUAUAUGAAGCAAAAAUAUGAAGACCUUCGUAAAAUCAAAGAUCAGACAGAAGAGGAGAAGAAACAUCUCAAAGACCAACUGGUGAAGCGCCUAGAAGACUUGGUGAAGAAGCACAUGGUGGAAAUCCAAUUAGUUCGCUCAUCAGUGGAAGCUGAGAGGCAGAGGCUACAGAAGGAAGUAGAAGCACAGUUGGAGGAAUUGAAGAGGAAAUCAGAAAAUGAAAUAAAGCAUCUGCAAGAAGAGAAAGAGGCCCUAAGUGUGAAGCUCCAGAAUUCACUGCUUGAGGUUUUAAGGCUGGAAGAAUUUAUCCAACAGAAUAAUGUACGUCCCCCGAGAGGCAAUGAACGGCCCCAAGAACUGGACUGCCAGCACUGCAACAUUUUAGAGACCCAGGAUCCAUGCUUGAGGCCGAAUGAACCUUCUCAGACUCUGCCCAGAGGAGAAGAGUUUCAAGAUAAGUUAGCAGCUGAAGAAGGAACCCACAGCGAUGGAGAGGAAAGGAUCGAAGUGCCCCUCAAGGAGGGAAGUGACCUGCAGCCUCCGCUGGGCUCUUUGCUGAAGGAGAAGGCGCCGGAAAUCCAGCGACUGCAGGAUGAGUGGCAGAGCCAGAAAGCCAGAUUGCAAGCCCAGGUCUCGCAGAUGCAGCAGGCUCUGGAGCAGUGCACCAGCAACUACAGGGAGGACCUGCGGGCGCUCAAGCAGCUCUCCGACCGCGAGCUCCAGGAGACUGUCCAGCAGAAUCAGGUGGCGAAAGCUCAGCUCGAGGCCGCCCACCAACGAGCGCUCCGCAUGCUCGAGAAGGCCAAAAACCAGGAAGUCAAGGCCACAGAGGAGCACUUGAAGAAGGAAUCCAGCCACAGCCUCCAGAUCCAGCACCAGGCGCACCGGCUAGAGCUACAGGCCUUGGAGGAGAAGGCCCAGCAAGAGCUCCAGGGAGAGCUGGAGAGGAUGCAGGCUCAGCAGGCGCUGUUGCUAGAGGCCCUGAGGCAGGAGCUGGCGGAGCAGCGGGCUGCCUGCUCUGAGCACCAGAAGGACUUGGAAGCGCUGCAGGCUGAGCUGAGGGCCCCGGGCAGUGUGGGCAGGCGACAGGCCAUCAGCCAGUGUCCAGGGGACAGCGAGGACCAUGCCGGCACUGCAGAGGAGGGGGCCGGUCCGGGCCAGGCGGGCUCCCCGACGGGCAAGGGCGCCGCCGAGCAGGAGCCGAGCGAGGGAUGCGGCCUCUGGGAGGAGAACUCGCAGCUCAAGGAAACAGUGCGGCGGCUGCAGGCCGAGGUGGAACAGCACCGGCAGGAGGCGCUGCAGCUCCGCGACCAGCGCAGGCUGCUGGAGAAGGAUCAGCAAGCCCAGUGGGCCCGGGAGGUGGAGAUGCUACGCCAGGAACACCGGAAGGAGAUGCAGGCCAUGGUGGCCGAUUUCAGCAGCGCUCAAGCGCAGCUCCACGCCCGGCUGGCUGCCCUGGAAACCGAACUGAAAGAUUCCAGAGAGAAGCCAGGAAAGUGGGAGUUGAGACCAGAGGACGUUCAGCUCACAGGCCGUCUGCAGACCCGCUUGAAGGAGAGGGAGGAGAUCAUCAAGCAGCUCACGGAGGAGAGAAGAUUUCACUACGCAGCAUUCCCCAGCGCAGUGUCCCAUCGGAAUCGGUCCUUCUCUUUCAAUCCUCGCCCAGGGUAUUUGACCCCUUCCAUGAAGAAAAAGAAGAUGGAGGAAGUGCCCAGCCGAGUGGUCAGUGUGCCAAACCUCGCUUCCUAUGCUAAGAACUUUCUGAGUGGCGACCUGAGCUCCAGGAUCAACACUCCUCCGAUAACUAAGUCACCCAGCUUGGACCCAGGCCCCAGCUGUGGCCAGCCUUACAAACCCACCCCAUCGCUAGAUAUAAAAACUGCCACAAGGACACAAGAUGAUGAAACAGCCCAACCCAAAGAAGUCCAGCAGAAGCAGGGCUCAGCCCACCAGGAAUGGUUUACCAAAUAUUUUUCUUUCUAAACUGAU